Messenger RNA from Coturnix japonica (Japanese quail), 5914 nucleotides. It is a transcript of the gene VEPH1, whose product is annotated as ventricular zone expressed PH domain containing 1. The record is from RefSeq and is a predicted model, not a curated record. Gene Ontology annotation, cellular component: plasma membrane. Gene Ontology annotation, biological process: regulation of signal transduction. NCBI's taxonomy places the organism in Eukaryota, Metazoa, Chordata, Aves, Galliformes, Phasianidae. Gene Ontology annotation, molecular function: phosphatidylinositol-5-phosphate binding.
CAUAUCAAAGCUCCGAGCAUUUCUGCUCAAGCUGCUGCCGCGGUUGAACUUUGUGAAGAAUUCAUUCUGAUCUGUUUUUGAGUUCUGGAGUUGGGGAAAAAGGAGAGAAGAUAUUUGUUUGCUUGAUUCCACAUGACAACUCCAGGGUAACUGAAUAGACUGUACGGUUGGUUUGACAAGGCUGCGCCCGCGCCAGCAGCCUCACAUACCAGAGACCGGGGGAUGGAAGGGGAACUGACAGCCCUAAUGGAUUUUAUCAGAAUUUCUCUAAAGACCGACAAUUUGCCUUCAAUUAUUAAUGUUUUUCCGAGGUUUCUCUUCUGAGAGGCUUCCCAAGCACUUCGUACCAUCCAGCGUGUAGAGCAUGGCAGGACAUCUGUGAGAUGUUGGCUGAGGAAGUAAGUCUUGAAAUAUGCCACAGAUUUAUACUUUGUCCUGAAUGGAUGGCUGAUGGACGGGGUUGUUUCCAUUCUGCCCUCAUCUAACUCCUUUGAGCACAUGGUACACGCAGAGUCCUGGCUGCGUGGCAGCAAGGGCCACCAUGCACCAUCUCUUUGGGCUGGUUUUGGCACAAAGGGACCUUUCACGUGCAGGGGAUCUUUUCUCCUUGGAUGAUGCUGAAAUCGAAGGAAGCCUCUCUGAAGCUCUUGAACAAAUAAGGAUAAUUAGUUCAUCUGCUGACUACCAAACUAAUGACAACGACCAGGCUGUUGUGGAAAUCUGCAUCACUCGCAUCACCACUGCCAUCAGGGAGACGGAAUCCAUAGAGAAGCAUGGGAAGGCCCUGGUGGCUCUCUGGGAGUCGUGUCUGGAGCACAAUCUGAAGCCUUCUGGCAAAGACGAGGACACGCCACAUGCAAAAAUUGCAUCUGAUAUCAUGAGCUGCAUCUUGCAGAAUUACAGCCGUCCUUCGGUGAUGGCCUUGGCUGUCCCCGUGGCAGUGAAGUUCCUUCAGCGGGGCAAUAAGGAGCUGUGCAGGAACAUGUCAAGUUACCUCUCCCUGGCUGCCAUUGCUGAAGCAGAGCUGCUGGCUGAUCACACAGAUGCCAUUGUCAAAAGUGUCCUUCAAGGGAACUCACUGCUGCUGCGUGUCCUUCCUGCCCUAUAUGAGAAGCAGCCACAGCCGAUGGCGCACCACCUGCCUGAGCUGCUGGCACUGAUGGGCCACCUGCAGCCAGCCGAGCAGCAUCACCUCCUGAGGCUGCUCCAGCUCAUGGCACGGAGGAAAGAGCUCAGGGUGCUGAAAGAGUGUAUUCCGUGUUUACUGGGGCUUGUAAGAGACCCCAACCAUAGUGACAUUGUCCUAAACGUACUGACAGAAGUGUCUGGCUAUGACCCAGCAGCCUUGGCUGCGUUUCUUCCAGAGCUAAAAGAAAUUGGUGAGAGUUUCCCACAUUUGAUUGGGCAAACGGCAAAGAUCUUUGGGGCUGUUGGACGUGUUGAUGAGGAGCAAGCCAGGAAGUGCCUGAUGUAUUUGGUGAACCAGCUGGCCAACAUGGAGCACUCUUUUCACCACAUCCUUUUGCUGGAAAUUAAGAGUCUCACCGACAUGUUCUCUGGCAUCUUGGGCACCCAGAGCAGAGACAUCUACCGUAUGAGCAACAGCUUCACUGCCAUAGCCAAGCUCCUGGUGAGACAGCUGGAGAGCAGCAGCACAGCAUCAGCCAGGACUGAAAACGAUAUGGACACGGAAUCCCCUGUACCACUGGGCAAUCUAAAAUCUGUUGUGAAUGGCAAUGAAGAGGAUGAAAAACUUCAAGUGAAAAUUCAGGCUUUUGAAGGAAAAAUAAAUAUUGACACCAGUACCCCUGGCUCAGUGAGAAGAUACAGCUUAGGCCAGGUUUCUAAAGAGGAAAGGAAGGAUAUGAGAUUUAACAGGUCCAAGAGCCUGGCUUUGCAUGCAGUCCGCAUGAAGGGAGUGAAUGCAGACAGUGGGCAAGAUGAGGAGAAUGGGGACGUAACUGCUGAGAUCUCCUUCACUGAGAUCUACAUCAGCCAAGAAAAUGACAAGUUGCCUUUUAGUGUUGAUGCUGAAGAAAUGCAACUGGGAAAUUCCUUGGUUUCACACCAGAGUAUCGACUGCACAGAACUGGAAGGUUCUUCAGCACCUGCUGGAGGAGAGGCCCAGGAAGGAAGCAUGGAGGUGGGGAAGGGUCCUGCAGAGUGCCAUGACAAGCUCUACCUGCACUUGAAGGAAAACCUGGGUAAAGUGAAAGCAUAUGUCAUGGAGAUGGGGAGGAGGAUUCCUGUCCCUGACCAUUGUGUUAUUGAAGAUACCAUGAGAAGCUGUGUAGCAAAGCUGUUCUUCAGCUGUCCCCUGAAGGGCCACUACUGCCUCUACAGCAAAUCCAGCUUCACACUGCUCAGCCCGCAGGCUCCACUGUGGAUCCACAUCAUGUUCCUCUUCCAGCAGGGCCUGUUUGCAGAACCUCUGUCAAUGCAGAGUAGUCCAGUGCAAGUCCUCAAGGCCCUGUGGGAGAAGACGCAGCUCAAAGGGACACACAGUUUUGAAACUGCCAUGAUCCAGUCUACGUUCCCACACCAAAAGUUUAAAACUCUGGAUUCAAAUUAGCUGCCAUUAUGGGACAUUUGGCAGCCGCUGGGAAAUCUGCCUCCUUGAACACAGACUUGGCUUCUAUGAAGACGAUCAUUUGCACAUGCACCAUUGGUUACCCCCACCAGUUUAAAAGAUUACUCUUUCAAAGCUGUUUACUGUCUCCAGGAUUUCAGGGAAUGCCAUUUCAAAGCUAUUAACCGUGCUUCCUGGAAAAGGACACUAUAGGAUUGUGAAACAAGUAUCUAUUCAUCCUAAACAUCUCCAUCCAGUGAAAUCGGAUGAAAUGCACUGUCAAACAUGGUUUUAAAGCACUGUUUCUCAGGACACUGGAGGCAUAAACAUGAAUGAGAUUAAUUUACAAAAGUUUUGGGCGGUUUAAAAAACAGGACUUUCAUUUGAAACACCUGAUCCCCCAAGCUUGCACUGCACAGAGCAGGGAGCUGCUGCCGCAGUGUGAGAGCAGCGGGUCACAGCUUAUGGGCCACUUGGACAUAGGCCCAGCAGAGUCCCCACCUGGUCUGUUAUCUGCUUGGAAAUCCCGUCUGGAGGCAUCCAGAGGCAUUAUGGAAGUCUCUGCUGCACAGUGCCAUUUAACUCGGGUCCAUGACAUCUGUCAGGUCAGAGCUGGUGGAGCACGGAAGGGUUUGGGGUGCAUACAGGGCUUGGAAAUGAGCGUGCUUUCAUUAGGUUAGGUGUAGUGCACUGUGUGCUCCCAUUAUGAAAAAUGCCUCGAGAUGUGAUCAGUCCCCAGCGCGACAGUUGCACAAUCCUGCUGCUGUCAGAGAGGCGUUCAGCCUGUUAGGGGAACUCCCGGCACUACCCAACAGGAAGAAUAUCUCCCAGUUCCUGAAGUCGUGGGGCUGGAAAAGGAGGUAAUGAUCUUCACUCACGAAAUGAAUGAGGUGUGGAUGGGCAGAGGGAGCUCCGGCAGAUGUGGGCUAUGGGAAGCGCUCCUGAUAUGGAGAACUGUUGGGCAGAUGGGAUGCAUCUGAGAGGGGAAUGGCUGCAGCAGUGCUCCCUGCAGCGUGAUGCUGCACCUACAUCCUCCAUUUUUGUUUUGCAUGUGACAUAGAAUCUGAAUUUGGGUCCCAUGACGUUUCUGUUGAGCAACUGAGUGAAGUUUGAUGGACAAAACGAUUGCUGCUGUUCAUCUUACUCCUCUUCCAGUAGCACAGAGAGCAGAUUUCUGGAUGUUUUCCCUUAAGAUGUUUUGAAAUCUCUUGAUGACGUUUGGAAUCCGCUGCAGAAUGAACACCGUGUUCUCUACCCAAUUCUUGCACCCCGUGUUACAGCGCUGUCUGAAUGUCCGUGCCAGAACUGGGGAUGCUGCUGCUGAUGUGGGAGCAUGCAGGGGAACUCUGCAGGCCGGCAGCCAGCAGGCGCCCAGUAAAGCCAAUACUGUGACCUCCACUCCACUAUAAAUCAAUGCAGACAUUUCCUUGAUGCAUAUUCAAAAGAGUGUUGCAAACCAGGAGGAAAAGCUACUGCAUCAGUGAUUUAUCCCAAUGUAAACUCUGAGCAGUAUUUCCAGCUUCACCUCGCUGUCAGAAUUCGGAACUGGGCCGGCCUGUGUGUGCAAGGAAUUGCAGCAGAUGCCUUACAGUGAGAAUGCCCGCAUUGCUGGGCAGCGCUGUCUCAAAUCCAAAUCGACAAUGGGAUUGUGCCACAAAAAAUAUUGAUUCAACACAGCUCAAAACGUGCCGGGAGUAAAGUGCUUCCAGAUGUGCAUCCCUACAGAUCUCCAUUCCAUUGCCUCACUGCUCUCUAUAGAAGACUAUGAAGGCUGUUCUGGUUGCAGCUGUGCAGAACGCGUUGUGUUGCCUCAUGGUGUAUCAGAGCAGCCAUGAGGUUCCCUCUCAGUGCCUCUUGCUGAGCAGCUUUGCAGGAGAACAGUUCACAUUUUUAAGCCGCUGCUGGCUCUGUCCUUCCCUGCUUUUUGUCUGCUGCCUCCCUCUGUGCAGCAGAAUGAGGUGCUGUGCUCUCACAGUGUGGUCACUGAUGUCUCCCAGGUGAUGGAAGGCAGGAUGAGAUGCAUCUUUCCUCUCCAAUGAGGCAUUUUCCCCCUGCUUCGUCUCCCAAAAUCAGCUCCUUGUUUCAGCAUAAAAGGAAUACAGAGUGGAAAAGGGCAACAGCUGUCUCACUAUUUCCCCGACAUUUGCCUUUCACAUGGCUCAUUGCAGACACUGGAAGGUUUCCCGCAGGAUCCUGGGCUUGUUCAGCUCCAUCCUCACAGUGUUCUGCACAAACUCACUGGGAGCAGUGCCCCGUGUGCUUUGUCCACCUCAAAGCCCCCAGGUGUGUGGGAGGAAGGCUGGGGGAGGCCAUGCACCUCUCCCAUUGCACAGCACAGUAGCCAGACACACUCCUGGACUGCAUGCAGUUCCUUUUCAGGGGGCAGUAAGCACCUCAGCAAUGCAGACAGAGCAAUGCAACCAUACAGUGCUGUGUUGUGCAGUGCCGUGGGGCAGGGCAAGCAGCCCUUCCUGCCCCAGAAGAUAGAAAAGGUGAGAAUGGCACAGCACUUCUUUGCUCAGUGGGGUGAGCCCAUACCCCUGGCAGCACAGGGUUUUGUUCCCAUCUACUGCAUGAAUUCCUGUUUUCCUUGGGCUGUGCUGCAGACCAGUGAUGGUCCUGAGGGAACAAACAGGAGUGUUUUCUGAGCCUUCCUGACUGCUCCUUCUGCACAGGGAGCAGUGUGGUUGUUGUUGGGAGCUGCAGCUGAGCUUUCUGCAGGCCUUUCAUCAACUCAGGCAUCACAUUGGCUUUGUGGCCCAGCCCUCAUUUCCUGGCUGCUCUCAAUGGAAGGACAGCAUCGCGUGUACCUGGAUGUGUUUUGUGCAGGAUAAAUCCAUCCUGUUGUUGCUUCAUUUCUGGAAACAUUCACAAUGACAUUUUAAAACAUUAUUAUCAGUGCUUCUUUCUGGGGGGUGUUUUCAGAACAUCUCUCCUUAUAAACAAUAACAAAAAAAGAGAACAGAUAAAGAGCAGCCUCUCCCCCUUGCUGCACUGGGAACCCACAGAACAAAUCUGACCUGCUGUCAGACAGGAGGAGGUCUCCAGCCUGUGGGACCACUGCCCCGGGGGUCCUGGAGAAUGCUGAGAGCUGGAGGGAAGGAGGGGCUCAGCUGUGGGCUCUGGUGGAAGGAAGGUGGAAAGCACUCAGCCCCAUGGUGUGCUUCCAGAGAGCUGUUACAGUGGGUGCUGCCAAUGGCAGAGGGAGAUGCCCUGCUCAGCAUCACCUGGGCAGGCCAUUUGCCAGCAUGAGACAAGUGAGAGGGGGCACUUGUCAGCUCCUGCUGUGAUGUGGGGUCCCAAAGUGUAAGGGGGUUUGGUUUGGUUUGGUUUCUCUCCUUAUUG